Messenger RNA from Mya arenaria, 4068 nucleotides. RefSeq names its product membrane progestin receptor beta-like. Gene Ontology annotation, molecular function: signaling receptor activity. NCBI's taxonomy places the organism in Eukaryota, Metazoa, Mollusca, Bivalvia, Myida, Myidae. Gene Ontology annotation, cellular component: membrane. Bases 25 to 1047 code for a protein of 340 amino acids. The transcript has 2 exons. The record is from RefSeq and is a predicted model, not a curated record.
UUAAAUCAGUUUACACAAACGACUAUGCCGAUCCAGAGACUUAUCCAGAAGUACCCAGCUCCUGGGCACAAAGAUGACAUGCCAUUACUUUUCCAUGAGCCCCACGUUGAGACUGGCUUUCGACACAUCCACCAACCAUGGCAUUACUACCUCCUUAGUCUCUUCCAACGACACAAUGAGUGUAUGAAUGCCUGGACACACCUCAUUGGCUGCAUUGUGGCAAUUUAUCGCAUCCACAAAAUAUCCUAUGAAUUUAAUGCUUACAAUGAUCCAUGGAUGUACCCGAUGCUUGCUGGCUCGAUUACCAUGAUUAUCAUGUAUUUCUGCAGUUUUGCCGCCCAUACUUUCCACAACAAGUCUGAGCUUUGGCAUUACACUUGCUUCUAUAUUGAUUACUCAGGCAUUGGUGUGUAUGGACUUGGAAGCACGAUCAUCCACUACUUUUAUUGCACCCAUCCAAAUUUAACCGAAUCUUUUAUCUACAAAAUGGCAGUUCCAGUUGGUGUUAUUUUAUCUAUAAACGUUUGCGCUUGCUGUAGCAUAUCCAAAACAUUGUAUUCCCGGCCUUACCCAUUUACAAGGAAGAUUUGGCAACUGUCUUCUGUUCUGGGAAUCUACCUGUGGUUAAACAUUCCAAUUUUUCAUCGAAUGUACAUGUACUAUUGUACAGAUAGAGUAGAUCCAGAAAAGUGGGACCAAAGCUUUGACGACCACACACAACAGAUGAUUUGGUUUGUAACAGCUGGGUUUUUCUUUGGCUCAGAUAUUCCGCAACGAUUCUUUCCAGGAAAGUUUGACUUUCUCUUUCACAGUCAUCAAAUCUUCCAUGUAUUCAUCAUGCUGAUGAACUUCAAGCAAAUAGAUGGCAUGUAUAGCGACAUUCAUCUACACCUUGAGCGAAUAAAGAAAGUUGAAGAUGUACCAACUUUCUGGAAUACAUUUGGAGCUGUUCUUCUUGCCAUCACUGCAAAUAUCAUAGUUGUGUUAUUUUUCCAAGAAAAGGCUAAGGCAAGACUAAAACGAGAAUCUGAGGAAAGAGCAAAGUAGUUUAUACUGGCAGAUAGCGCUGGGAAAUUGUAUGCCAUUCUGUUAAUGUAUCCCUAAAAUCUCUGUCUUAAUGAUCUGUUUAAGUAAGCAGGACUAACUGUUUAUGUGGGUUAAAUUGAAACAGCUUUGAAAAUACAUUUCAUGUUUAAUAACAUGUUGUUGUUUUUUGUUGUUGUUGUUGUUGUUUUUAAUUUUGAGAGGCACAAUCUUAUACAUAUUCUAUUUUAUAUUGACUUGUUUAGAUAUAUAUUUAAAUGCUGUUAAUCAAUAGAUGUGGUCUGUGAUCUUUUCUUUAGAUGUACAAGUGUUUGUCACAUGGAAAAUAAAACUGACAUUAAUUAUCAGUCCCUGAUUUCCAAUAUACAUUAAGCCUAACAGGUUUAAGGAUCAUAUUUUAUUGUUCCAAAUUGCUUCCUAAAACUUGAUUUUAUUAACCAAAACAUUGUUUAUCAAAUGAAUAUCUAUUGAAUAAGACUCAAAACUCUCUAAAAUGAUAUACUGGCCCCAAUUCAGCGUACAUUUCAGUCCCUUAAAAGUCUGGAAUAAGCUCAGCACAAUUUUUUUUUCAUUCAAAAGGAAAUUGUCUGAUUUUUAUCACAAUCAAAUUUUUUAAAUUGUUAAGUCUCGUUUAUAUAAAUGUAUUUCAAAGUGUAUUUUGAAUGCUUUCAGACUGCAAUUCUGUAGUUAACAAUCAUUUUUGUUGUUGAAUUGGAUUUUGAUUGGAUCCUUAAUAUUCAUGUUCCAAUGCAUUUUCAAUGAAUGUUUGUUAUUGUAUGUUCACUGACGUAUCAACAUUUCAUGAAUAGACUUUUAUUAUUGGAAACUUGUAAUCCACACUUUUCCCUUUAUACAGCACAAUUCAGCACAUCUAUCCAUUGCAAAUCAAGUCUUUUUAUUCACUAUAUUUUUUAAAUAUAAAGUCUGUGCCACUACACACCGCUUAUGAUUUGCAUUUAAAGUGAAAGUAGGAUAAUUUUUCACAACCUUGACCUUGUUAUUUGAAACGUUUUACUAGUUUGUGUUGUCGAAAUUUUAGUGCCAUGUAUUUUGAAAUGUUUGAAUAUUGCAUUUUCAAAUCUAAAACAGUAGCAUAAUAAAUGUGUAGAUUAGUUUGUUUGUCACCGCAUGGCGCAUGCAGAAAUCCUGGAAAACCCCAAUGUUUAUGAAUUCCUAAUAAUGUUUAUUAGCCAGGUUUUUACAUAUUGAAACCUGGUUAUAAGAAUGAUGAACGUCGUUGUUCGGGCGGGCAGGCGGCCGGCCGGCGUCUAACUCGCCUAUGAAACCGAAUAAUUUCGGUAAAGGUUGACAUAUCUUGACCAAACUUGGUCUAUAAGAACAGUUUAUGGAUACCUUUCAUGAGAUUGGGGUCCCUAGAGUCAAGGUCAAGGUCACUGUUACUAAAAAUAGAAGAAUGGUUGAAACUGAAUAACUUUAGUUUUGGUUGACAUAUCUUGACCCAACUUGGUAUAAAGGAAAGGUUUAUGGAUACCUUUCAUGGGAUUGCGUUUGGGGUUCCUAGGGUCAAGGUCACUGUUACUAAAAAAAGAAAAACAGUUGAAACUGAAUAACUUUAGUUAGGGUUGACAUAUCUUGACCCAACUUAGUAUAAAAGAAGAGUUUAUAGAUACCUUUCAUAGGAUUGCAUUUGGGGUGCCUAGGGUCAAGGUCAAGGUCACUGUAACUAAAAAUAGAAAAACAGUUGAAACUGAAUUACUUUAGUCAGGGUUCACAUAUGUUGACGAAAUUUGGUAUAAAGGAAGAGUGUAUGGAGACCUUUCAUGGGAUUGCAUUUGGGGCCAUAGGGUCAAGGUCACUGUUACUAAAAAUAAAAAAAAACAGUUGAAACUGAAUAACUUUAGUCAGGGUUAACAUAUCUUGACCAAACUUGGUAUAUAGGAAGAGUUUAUUGAUACUUUUCAUGAGGUUGCGUUUGGGGUUCCUAGGGUCAAGGUCACUGUUACUAAAAAUAGAAAAACAGUUGAAACUGAAUAACUUUAGUCAGGGUUCACAUAUCUUGACCAAACUUGGUAUAUAGGAAAAGUUUGUGAACAAGUUCCUUUAAAAUCAUUUUCAUUUCCCAGCAACAGAGUUUGAUGAUUUACUAAAAUCACCGAUGAUAACAAUAUCUAUAAUUAUGUGCCAUGACAAAGUAACAUAAUCAUCUUUAUUUAUUGAUUAACCUUUCCCUUUAAUGUUCAUUUCCCCACUUAUGCAUGCUUCCUGUCUUCUGUGUAUAUCCUCUAACCAAAUUGGCCUGUUCUUAUACAUGUAUAAACACAACACACAAUAAAUCAACUGAAUUAUAAUUCUCACAACACAGGCUGAAGUUCUUCUGUCAAUCAUUGAAAACCUGGUUUCAUCGCAUUGCGGCGUUUCUUGUUUAUGUUAGUAUUAUAGCUGAUAGUCACUUUUAGCUUGACUCAAAGAUUAAGGAGAGCUAUACUACUCACCUUAGCAAUGGCGUUGGCAUAGGCCUCACACCUUGGUUAAGGUUUUGCAUGUUAGCACCUUCAAGUUAUUAUCUCAGCAAGUACAUCACUUAUUGCAUUGAAACUUUUUCAAAAGAUUGAAAGAUAAGAGUUUCCAACUAUACAACCUACUUGUACUUAAUUAAUAAAGUAAGCUUACAUUGUUUUGAAUACAAUGCAAGUUAUGGGCCUUUAUUAUUUGACUCAGAAAUUCUGGCUCAUGUAAGCACACAUAGGUUACAUAAUCUCAGCAACUACUCGCAUUGAGAUUAAUACACUACUCAAUGAUCAAAACAUAUUUAAACAAAGGAUGUUUGUCAAACAUUAUGACCCCCCACCCCCCCUGAGCGCCAUGUUGUCAGGAUUAAUAUGGACAUUUGAAUGAAAUAUGCAUGGACCGAAAUGACAGCUGAUUUGUCACUGACAUUGGAUGCUGUUAAGGCAAUUUGAAGAAUAUGACCAUUCAAGUGUGAGGAUAGAGUGUGUUAUGACCAUGACCUUUGACCUCAAAAUCCAUAGGAGUCAGCUGGUCACCGAAACCUAAAAAAAACAC